This is a messenger RNA of Aethalodelphis obliquidens (Pacific white-sided dolphin), 2146 nucleotides long. RefSeq names its product COMM domain containing 4 (gene COMMD4). The record is from RefSeq and is a predicted model, not a curated record. NCBI's taxonomy places the organism in Eukaryota, Metazoa, Chordata, Mammalia, Artiodactyla, Delphinidae. Bases 704 to 1360 code for a protein of 218 amino acids. The transcript is spliced from 8 exons.
AGCAGACACUUGGGUGCAGUCGUGAGGGCCGAGGCUCUGGUAGAAAAAAGCCUCCCUUCACCCUCCUCCCUGCAGGAUGGGUAGGGCAGGGUGGGCCGGCAGGCUAGGAGUGCCUUGACGGAAAGGAAGGGCCCGCGCACCCCCGGGACACGAGCUGGGGCUUGUCCCUCCAGGCCUUCCUCUGCCCCAAGAGGCCCUCCCAAAGGUGCCCACUUCCCAGCGCUCCUGUGGGACCUGGAGAAAAACUUGCUUACAGUUAAGCUCAGUCUUCUGCACUGUUAGGAAGGCCCUUCGCUCUUCCCAGAGCCAGAAAGGAGUAGAUUUGGGGUUGGGAUUUCCCAACUCAUACAUCCAUUCAUUCCUUCAACAGGUUGUGAGUGCCUGCUGUAUACCAUGCACUGUGCCAGGCACUGAGACUUUGGCUGCAGGAGGGAAGGGCCAAGCUGGAAGUUUGAAUGGGCAGUCAUAGUUAAGACUUGAGGGGAAGGGACCAAACUCACCUUGUGCAUAGUGUCAGGGAGGCGACCCAAGGAUGACAUCAUAUGAGGGCCUGGGAGCAGGGAAGAAAGCUAGCUGGGUGCAGUGCAGUUUGCGUAUCAGGGGUUAGGAGGCAUGGAGCAGGGCUGGUGGGAGGCUGUAUCUUCAGACAGGGAACAGCAUUCAAAGGCUUCAGGUGAGAGGGAGCAUGGCUCCCUAGGAAUGAAUGCAUUUCAUCACCUGGAAGAGUAGAAACUGCAGGCUAGUGAAAGAUGAAGCUCGACAGAGGUUCCGGUUCUGUGGUGACCUGGACUGUCCUGACUGGGUCCUGGCAGAGAUCAGCACGCUGGCCAAAAUCUCCUCCGUGAAGCUGAGGCUGCUGUGUAGCCAGGUGCUGAAGGACCUUCUGGGACAGGGGAUUGACUAUGAGAAGAUCCUGAAGCUCACCGCUGAUGCCAGGUUUGAGUCGGGUGAUGUGAAGGCCACAGUGGCAGUGCUGAGUUUCAUCCUCUCCAGUGCGGCCAAGCAUAGCGUGGAUGGCGAGUCCUUGUCCAGUGAACUGCAGCAGCUGGGGCUGCCCAAAGAGCAUGCAGCCAGCCUGUGUCGCUGUUAUGAGGAGAAGCAAAGCUCCCUGCAGGAGCACCUGCGGGCCUGCAGCUUGCGAGUGAACAGGCUGACAGGCGUGGGCUGGCGGGUGGACUACACCCUGAGUUCUAGCCUGCUGCGGUCCGUGGAAGAGCCCAUGGUGCACCUGCGGCUGGAGGUGGCAGCUGCCUCGGGUGCCCCGGCCCAGCCUGUUACCAUGUCCCUCUCAGCAGACAAGUUCCAGGUCCUCCUGGCAGAACUGAAGCAGGCCCAGACCCUGAUGAGCUCCCUGGGUUGAGAAGAAGAGCUCACGGGGCCCAUGUGGAGCUGCCCUCCGAACUUCUCUUCAGGGGCUGCCCCAGCUCCAGGACCCUAGGGGCCUGGCCUCCUGCAUGUCUGGCUUCCUAGGUUACCACCUGAGAAUUCAGCCUAGGGAUCCUGAACACUCUUGCAGCAUUGUCUUCCCUCCCCCAUGAAAGGCACAUGUCAGUGGUUUUCAUGAGAAGGAAGAAUAAACAGAGGUGUAAAGAAGUGUGUGCAUGGAUUUCUUUUGGGUUCAGAUCAGAGGUUUUCAGGAGAGAGACCAAGUGACAUACUGACCUCCCUGACCUAUUGCACGUUUUCUUUUUUCUUUGCUCAGCUGCUGAUUGAGGCAGGUCAGGGUUGAGGCAGAACGAGAGCCAAAAUGAAACAGCUUGUCUGUAGACAGGAAAAUCAGGGUUCUAGCUCCCAGUCCUAUGAUGCUCUUGACUCUGCCCUCUCUGUGCUGGCCCUGUCCUUAGGCUGGCAGCAAGUGGUUGGCCCCAACACCAGAUACCCCAGGUAGAGAAAGGAGAGAGCCCUUGCCUCUCUGUCAUCUUCUUUAGGAAGAGAGAAGGCCCAUGCCGGAACCACUCACUGGCAAGUGGAAUGGGAUAAUGGGCUGAAUGUUUGUUUGUGAUGCACCCAUUCCCCACCCCCUGCCAAAUUCAUAUGUCUAAGCCCCCACUCCCAGUGAGAUGGUUUUAGGAGGUGGGGCUUUGGGGAAUAAUUAAGUUCAGAUGAAGUCAUGAGAGUGGGACCCUUGUGAUGAUUAGCACUCUUA